AUCUUCAUCAACAAACGAAAAAUGAAAUCCAUAAUUUCAAUAGCGUUUCUUCUACAAGCAAUUAUCAACGCAGUAAAUCUCACCACAGCUCAAUUCCCUGAAGAGCCUGUCUUCAGAUGCAGAAACACAGGCAACUACACACCAAGUUCUGAUUAUAGCAGAAACCUCAAAGCCGCAUUGGAUGCCGUCGGCAAGGUGAAAAAAUAUAGUGGCGGAUCUUUCAGUUCAUCCAAUGGCGUGAAGGAAGCAGCCUAUGCUGUCGCCCUUUGCUCUGGUGUUGCUAUCAAAUGGGGUGGAAACUGUAAUGACUGUAUAACGAGGUUGACUACUUCACUUCAAGCCAAAUGCCCAAAUCAAAAGGAAGGUGUGAUGUUGGGUUCAGAUUGUAUGAUACGUUACUCAGAUCGAAAAAUAAUUGGAGUCAAAGAUGAUUGGGUUUGGAUCCUUUCACCAGGUUUAGGAACUAUUUUCAAUAAGAUUCAGUUUGACAAAGGUGUGAUUGAUUUGAUGACGAGGUUACAGGGGGAAGCAGCCGGAGGUACCAAUAAAAAAGAUGCAUUUGGGACGACAACUUUUCCGCCUAAUAAUUCAACUAUAUAUGGGGCUAUGCAGUGUACUUCUGAUUUAUCCAAGGAGCUAUGCACUAAAUGUUUACAAAGUAUAAUUAUGUCGUAUCAUCCUUGUUGUGGCGGAAUAAUGGCUGGAAGAAUGUAUUCACCCAAUUGUUAUUUUACUUUCUCCAUGGAAGAAUAUAAAAAAUGGAAGUAUUCGUCCCAAUGGAAGUCAUUGCCACCCAAAACUUUAUAAAGUUUAAUGGAUUGUCACAUUAUCUUUGAGUAAACCCUAAUUUAAUUGCUAGACUAGCAAUUUGGUGACUUUCUUUCGUCAUAUAUGACUUUAGCAAAGACUAUAUAUGUUUAAUAUUGGUCGAUCAUCAAAAAAAUUGAAUCAACAAUGUAAUAAAAAGUUAAAUCCAAACCAACAAGAAAAGCAUAAACAUUUUCAUUCA
This is a messenger RNA of Lactuca sativa (garden lettuce), 1009 nucleotides long. Its product is annotated as cysteine-rich receptor-like protein kinase 29. The record is from RefSeq and is a predicted model, not a curated record. NCBI's taxonomy places the organism in Eukaryota, Viridiplantae, Streptophyta, Magnoliopsida, Asterales, Asteraceae.